CUGACCGAUCAUGUGAACUGGUUAAGCCAAAGGGAAAUGAAGCCUCCUCUUAAGAGAAAUACACCGUGGUUUACUUAAUUAACUGUGUGUUUGGGAAAGCUUCAGUUUGGAGCUCCUCCUUGAACGUGACGGACAGCGAUGGGUUCACGGGGUCUAACACUGGCCUGGACCUGGCUUCCAGUUCUUCUGCUGGGACUGACCUGCUCCUCGCACAGUUCCCUUGUGAAAGUCAAUAAAGGUUUAAAGGUGAAACGAGGUCAGUCGGCCUUCCUCCAGGACGGUGACCUGCAGUUCCAUAUCCCCCGUCAGAAGGAUGCUUGCAAAGUGGAGGUGGUGUUAAAUGAGCCCAUAACUCAACGAGUUGGAACACUCAUGCCUCAGGUAUUUGAUUGCCACUAUCUGGCUGAUGAGGUGAAGUAUGUCCAUAAUGGCUGUCCAUUGUUAAAGGAGGACGAUGUGAAGCUGCGCCUGUACAGGUUCACAGAGACAGAGACCUACAUGGAGGUGUUUUCUCUCCAUGUGGACAUUAUUGAACCUGAUUGCAGCAUCAUAAAGCUGGGGCCAAAGUUCUUGGAGGUUCCUGAGUUCUACAGCCUCUCUGAUGCUGUGGAUGGCAAUGUGGUGUCCUUCCACUAUGAGAAGAGGUCCAGCCUGGAGUGUACUGUCCAUAUGAGUAACUAUGACACCCACCUGCCAGCCCACGGACAGCUGGUGACCGGAGAGCCAGAGAGAGCUACUGUAAGAGGGGACGAGCCGGAGAGCUUCAUCCACCUCCGCCAGCAGCUAGAAAAUAAAGCCAGAGCAUUGUGUAAAUCUGAGGACUGCCUGAAGGGUCUGAAGCUGGUCAAAUUCACAAAGAUUCCAUGUGAUGACUUCCUGAUGAUGGGGCUGAGGUAUCAGCACAUAGACCCUCCAUCUCCAGACGUGGACUACAUCGCAAUCAGACUGGACCUGAAGGACCUCAGGAGCGGCAGCAUAUAUCAGUCUGAACAGGUCUGGAUUCCAGUCCGGGUUGUUGGUGCGACUCCCAACCAGCCUCCCAAGCCGUCCUUCGUGUCCAUGUUUAUCUUGGAGGUGGAUCAGUUCAUCCUCACUCCGCUCUCCACUGCUACUCUCGACUCUGAGGACGAGGAAACUCCCCAACAGCUUCUAGUUUUCAACAUCACUAAACCGCCUGUGGACGGUUUCAUCACCCAUCUUUCCGAUCACACUCGCCCAAUCUCCUCCUUCACAUGGCUCGAUCUCAACGACAUGCUCAUUGGUUAUCAACCUCCCAAUUCCUCACAUACCCAGCGCAGGAAUUACGAGGUGGAAUUGGAGGUUCAUGAUUUUUUCUUUGAGAAGAGCCCAUCAAUGACGGUUCACAUGUCUGUUAGGAAUGCAGAUACGAAUGCACCCAGAGUGUCCUGGAACAUGGGCCUCAGUCUGUUGGAGGGUCAGUCUCGACCAAUCAUGUGGGAUCAGUUCCAGAUUGUGGACAACGAUAACAUAAAGGCUGUUCGUAUCAUCACUGUGGACGGCCUGCAGCACGGACGGCUCACUGUCAGAGGGGGAAAGGGCUUCAUGUUCACUGUCAAUGACCUCAAAGCGGGCUUGGUUCGCUAUCACCACGAUGACAGCGACUCUACCAAAGACUUCAUCAUCUUCCGCAUCACUGACGGCCUCCAUCAGACUCGACACAAAUUCCCGAUCAAGAUCCUGCCGAAGGACGACAGCCCUCCGUUCCUCAUCACCAACAUGCUGCUGGAGGUGUCUGAGGGCCAGCUGGCUCUGCUCAGAGGCUCCACCCUCCAGGCCUCAGACAUGGACUCCAGCGACGACUACAUCCUGUUUAACAUCACCCGUCCCCCACAGGCAGGAGAAGUCAUGAAGAUGCCCCCAACAGGUCUCACAGGUUAUCCUGUCAGCCACUUUCUGCAGAAAGACCUGUCUCAGUCCAUGGUUUACUAUCGUCACCUAGGAAACGAGGUGUUUGAUGACUCCUUUGAGGUGGUGCUGUCAGAUUUCCAUGACCCUCCCAACCUGUCAGAGCCUCAAGUGGUGAUGGUGCACAUAGAGCCUGUUCCAGACCAACCACCCAAAGAGGUUCCUGGUUCCAGUCGCUGUCUUGUGAUCAAAGAAACAGAAGUGGUCCAUAUAACACGGCAACAGCUGCACUUUGUAGACCAGGAGUCUCCAGACAGUGAGCUCACUUUUACGGUUACAACUCCGCCUUUCUUCACUGGUCCUCACAGCAGUCCUGAUGCUGGGAGGUUGUUUUUAGUCGACAGUAUACCCAAGUUCUCCAAAGACUCCAACGCACCAGUGCUGAGGCUCUUCACACAGCAUGCAGUGAACUUCAUGAAAGUGGCCUACAUGCCUCCAGUCAUGGACAUUGGCCCUUACCCUCAGUAUGUACAAUUUGUUCUCUCUGUCACCAACCACCUGGGCAAAACAGUCACUGGGAUCUGCUUUAACAUCACUGUGGUGCCAGUGGACAACCAGCCGCCACAGGUUAUUACCAACUCUCUGACAGUAGAUGAGGGAGGGGAUGGCUGGAUCGGGCCUGAACAUCUGCGGCUGUCAGACGUGGACUCUUUGGAGGAAGCCCUGCAGGUGGUGCUUCAGAGGGACCCGCAGCAUGGAGCUCUGCAGCUGGGGGGCCUCCCACUAAAGCCAGGCAGCGCUUUCACUGUGCAACACGUGAAGAGCCUUAAAGUGAGGUCAGACAUCAUUU
Notothenia coriiceps (black rockcod) is the source of this 2716-nucleotide messenger RNA. Its product is annotated as FRAS1-related extracellular matrix protein 1. The record is from RefSeq and is a predicted model, not a curated record. Gene Ontology annotation, biological process: anatomical structure morphogenesis. The annotation marks the transcript as partial. NCBI's taxonomy places the organism in Eukaryota, Metazoa, Chordata, Actinopteri, Perciformes, Nototheniidae. The transcript is spliced from 13 exons.